Messenger RNA from Sodiomyces alkalinus F11, 1795 nucleotides. RefSeq names its product DUF1295-domain-containing protein. Gene Ontology annotation, cellular component: membrane. The transcript is spliced from 3 exons. The record is from RefSeq and is a predicted model, not a curated record. The coding region runs from base 458 to 1513 and encodes 351 amino acids. Lineage: Eukaryota; Fungi; Ascomycota; Sordariomycetes; Glomerellales; Plectosphaerellaceae.
CUCGAUGACGACAGUCAAGAUGCCCAAUAUCCAUCGAACCCGUUCCGCCGUUCCUGUUCCUGAUCCAGAUCGGCUAUAUCCAUCCCCCAUUGAACGGUCAUUUGGUCCAACGCUCGACUUUGAUGAUGAUAUGUUCCUGUUACUUGGCCGCUUUCGGUCCUGCCAUCUACCAGUUGAUGACCAACUCCAUCAAAAAAAGCCUCCGUUCUAUUAUCUCCAUCCUCAAUGCAGAGAACAAUACCGAUGGUCAAUCAAUAUCCAUACUAUAUUCGCAUUUCCGAACUCCUCUUUGAUUUGCCAUCUUUUCUCUGACUUGUGGCUGCUUUGCUUCUCCCUUGGAUAUGCGUAGUUGAAAAGUCGCCGGGUUCGAACUCCAGCAGCGAUAAAGCCUCCCAGAGCAGUCCGUUGAGAGCUGAGAGCAUCGAUUAUUAUAUUAUUAUAUCUAGCCUCAUUCGCCAUGAUUGUGGCAGAUAUCCUCGCCCUCGAUGGCUAUUAUCUAGCCGUAACAGCCCUGGUUACUCUCAUCUACCAACUCCUUUUUUUCACCAUUGCUUUCCUCUUUGACUGCGACAAGCUCACUGAUUUUGCGGGGGGGUCCAAUUUCAUUGUCCUCGCCGUCGUCACCCUAGUCCUCAGUGGCGCGUGGCAUACUCGCCAGAUCAUCGCCUCCAUGCUUCUCGUCUUAUGGGCAGCCCGGCUGUCAGGCUUUCUCCUCUUCCGCGUCCUCGGGACGGGGAAGGACGACCGUUUCGGCGGCCAUCGCGUCCCCUUUCUCCCUUUCCUCGGCGGUUGGCUUUUCCAGAUGAUCUGGGUCUGGACUGUGUCCCUGCCCGUUACCGUUCUCAACUCGCCAGCCAUUGCACGCUUCUUACAGCGCCCCUUUGGAACUGGCUGUGACAUCGCCGGAGUGGUCCUGUACGCUAUCGGGCUGGUCAUCGAGUCGGUCAGUGACGCCCAAAAGUAUCGGUUUCAUGCUCGCCAUCCCGAACCCGGGGCCAUAUGCGACACGGGCCUCUUCUACUUCUCCCGGCAUCCCAACUACUUUGGCGAGAUUCUCCUUCAGUUCUCCAUCUACACGGUGGCUGUCUCGGCUGCCGAUGGCCGCUAUGUCAGCAAUCAAGCCUCGCAGGGUCUCUAUGCUACGAUCCUCAGUCCUGUCGUCCUCAUGACGCUGAUCCUCUUCGUCUCGGGCCUGUCUCUUGUGGAACGGCCCAGUGCCAAGGAGAGGUACGAGCAGGACAAUGACUGGGAAACGUAUAGCCGCUACCUUCAACGGACGAGCAUUCUAAUACCCUUUUCUCCGCGAUUAUACGAACACGUGCCGACAUACUUCAAGCGCACCCUUUUUCUCGAGUUUCCCAUGUACGUCUUCGACCCAGCUAAGCAUGCUGAUGUUGGGCUUGGGGAGGGCUGUAGUGGAGUAGAUGCUGCGCGACUGGUGGCAGAAGGAGAUCUCAAGAGCACAAUAGGCCCGUCCUAUUGCAGGUUAGAUGAGGAAAAAGGGGUUCAAUGAAUCGGUCAUGUGUGCGGGACUUAUGAGGCAACCCAGUCCCCGACAAACGACAUAUUGACAUACGAGGGACAACGAACAUAAAAUGUGUCUUGUGAUGAGUAAACGAAUAUAACGAAGCCUGCGGUAAUCUCGAUAUCCUAUCGUCGUUCUCUUGUAUAAACCAAACAAAUAAAGAAAACAAAAAGGCAAAGAAAAAAGGUAUGUGGGAGGAAAAGAACACGAGGAUGAGGUUUUAUACAUGUAUCCUGAGUGGAGGUGAAGACGUAUUAUGAAAUCGAGUAG